Acanthosepion pharaonis is the source of this 816-nucleotide messenger RNA. The record is from the annotation of a GenBank genome assembly. Lineage: Eukaryota; Metazoa; Mollusca; Cephalopoda; Sepiida; Sepiidae.
AUGGCCUCUUUUCCCGCUCUCCACUACACCAGCUGGUCCGUCUGCUUCUCACUUUGUUUUCCGACCUUUUUUUUUCCGACUUCGCUUCAAAUGCUUCCCAUGUUUACUGUCAAUCGUUUUACAUCAGUCUGUCAAUCGCUCACUCCAUCUAUUUCUAUAGAUAUCUAUCAAUCUCAGACGAAUCUUUUUUCUUGUCCUUUUUUUUUUUCUUUUUUGUCCUUUUUUUUUUUUUUCUCUAAAGUUUUUUUUUUCUUUUCUUUUCCUUUUUUUUUUUCUUUUUCUUGUCCUUUUUUUCUAAACAAAUUGUCCUUUUUUUUUUUUCUUUUUUUGUCCUUUUUUUUUUCUUUCUCUUGUCUUUUUUAUUCUUCUUUCUCUUGUCCUUUUUUUUCUUCUUUCUCUUGUCCUUUUUUUUUUUUUAAAAAUCUUUUUGUUUUUUUUUUUUUCUCUUGUCCUUUUUUUUCUUUUUUUCUUGUCCUUUUUUUUUUCUUUUUUUUUUCUUGUUUUUUUUUUUUUUUUUUUUUUUUCCUUUUUUUUUCUUUUUUUUUUUUUUUUUUCUUGUCCUUUUUUUUUUUUUUGUCCUUUUUUUUUUUUUUUCUUCUCCUUUUUUUUUUCUUCUUUCUCUUGUCCUUUUUUUUUCUUCUUUCUCUUGUCCUUUUUUUUUCUUCUUUCUCUUGUCCUUUUUUUUUCUUCUUUCUCUUGUCCUUUUUUUUUCUUCUUUCUCUUGUCCUUUUUUUUCUUUUUCUUCAGAUUUUUUUUCUUUUUUCUUUUUCUUUUUUUUCUUCUUUGUCCUUUUUUUUUCUUCUUGUCCUUUUUUGA